Molecule: messenger RNA, 3795 nt
Organism: Globicephala melas (long-finned pilot whale)
Lineage: Eukaryota; Metazoa; Chordata; Mammalia; Artiodactyla; Delphinidae
Gene: ITGB1
Product: integrin subunit beta 1
Biological process (GO): cell migration; integrin-mediated signaling pathway; cell adhesion mediated by integrin
Cellular component (GO): cell surface; integrin complex; focal adhesion
Molecular function (GO): laminin binding; C-X3-C chemokine binding; collagen binding involved in cell-matrix adhesion
Source: RefSeq, a predicted model, not a curated record
GCCUGGGAGGCGGUGCCGCGGGGGUCGUUUCCUGCCGGGAGGCGGCCCCACGCCGCUGAGUCUCCUCCUCCCGCCCGAGAGGAGGAGGCGGAGCCGCCACCGCCGCGCCCGAGCCCGAGCUCGGGAGGCCAAGCCAGCCCUGGGGACAGGCCGAGCGGGAGCCGCGGAGCACAGGCUGAGCCGACCGCGCGGGCUGGACGCCGCGGGAGAAGAUGAAUUUACAACUGAUUUUCUGGAUUGGAUUGAUCAGUUCAGUUUGCUAUGUGUUUGGCCAAGCAGAUGAAAAUAGAUGUUUAAAAGCAAAUGCCAAAUCAUGUGGAGAGUGUAUACAAGCAGGGCCCAAUUGUGGAUGGUGCACCAAUUCAACAUUUUUACAAGAAGGAAUGCCUACUUCUGCUCGAUGUGAUGAUUUAGAAGCCUUAAAAAAGAAGGGCUGUCAUCCAGAUGACAUCGAAAAUCCCAGAGGCUCCAAAGAUAUAAAGAAAAAUAAAAAUGUCACCAACCGUAGCAAAGGAACAGCAGAGAAGCUGCAGCCAGAAGAUAUUACUCAGAUCCAACCCCAGCAGUUGGUUUUGCAGUUACGAUCAGGGGAGCCACAGACAUUUACAUUAAAAUUCAAGCGAGCUGAAGACUAUCCCAUCGAUCUCUACUACCUUAUGGACCUCUCCUACUCUAUGAAAGACGACUUGGAGAAUGUGAAAAGUCUUGGAACUGAUUUGAUGAAUGAAAUGAGAAGGAUUACUUCAGACUUCCGAAUUGGGUUUGGCUCAUUUGUGGAGAAAACCGUGAUGCCUUACAUUAGCACAACACCAGCUAAACUCAGGAACCCUUGCACAAGUGAACAGAACUGCACCAGCCCAUUUAGCUAUAAAAAUGUGCUCAGCCUUACUGAUAAAGGGGAGGUAUUUAAUGAACUUGUUGGUAAACAGCGCAUAUCUGGAAAUUUGGAUUCUCCAGAAGGUGGCUUUGAUGCAAUCAUGCAAGUUGCAGUUUGUGGAUCUUUGAUUGGCUGGAGGAAUGUGACACGGCUGCUGGUGUUUUCCACGGAUGCUGGGUUUCACUUUGCUGGAGAUGGGAAACUUGGUGGCAUUGUUUUACCAAAUGAUGGACAGUGUCACCUGGAAAAUGAUGUGUACACAAUGAGCCAUUAUUAUGAUUAUCCUUCUAUUGCUCACCUUGUCCAAAAACUAAGUGAAAAUAACAUUCAGACGAUUUUUGCAGUUACUGAAGAAUUUCAGCCCGUUUACAAGGAACUGAAAAAUUUGAUCCCUAAGUCAGCAGUAGGAACAUUAUCUGCAAAUUCUAGCAAUGUAAUUCAGUUGAUCAUCGAUGCAUACAAUUCCUUGUCUUCAGAAGUCAUUUUGGAAAACAGCAAAUUACCAGAAGGAGUAACAAUAAAUUACAAGUCUUACUGCAAGAAUGGGGUGAAUGGAACAGGGGAAAAUGGGAGAAAAUGCUCUAAUAUUUCCAUUGGGGAUGAGGUUCAAUUUGAAAUCAGCGUAACUUCAAAUAAAUGUCCAAAUAAGAAUUCUGAAACCAUUAAAAUUAAGCCUCUGGGCUUCACUGAAGAAGUAGAGAUUAUUCUUCAGUUCAUCUGUGAAUGUGAAUGCCAGAGUGAAGGCAUCCCUAGCAGUCCCAAGUGCCAUGAUGGCAAUGGGACCUUUGAGUGUGGAGCCUGCAGGUGCAACGAGGGACGUGUUGGGAGACAUUGUGAAUGUAGCACAGAUGAGGUGAACAGUGAAGAUAUGGACGCUUACUGCAGGAAAGAGAACAGUUCAGAAAUAUGUAGCAACAACGGAGAAUGUGUCUGUGGACAGUGUGUGUGUCGGAAGAGGGAUAAUACAAACGAAAUUUAUUCUGGCAAAUUCUGCGAGUGUGAUAAUUUCAACUGUGAUAGAUCCAAUGGCUUAAUUUGUGGAGGAAAUGGUGUCUGCAAGUGUCGUGUGUGUGAAUGCAACCCUAACUACACUGGCAGUGCCUGUGACUGUUCUCUGGACACUACCUCCUGCACGGCUGUGAAUGGGCAGAUCUGCAAUGGCCGGGGCAUCUGUGAGUGUGGCGCCUGUAAGUGUACAGAUCCCAAGUUCCAAGGGCCGACCUGUGAGAUGUGCCAGACGUGCCUUGGAGUCUGUGCUGAGCAUAAGGAAUGUGUUCAGUGCCGAGCCUUCAACAAAGGAGAAAAGAAAGACACGUGUGCUCAGGAAUGUUCACAUUUCAACAUUACCAAGGUUGAAAAUCGGGACAGGUUGCCCCAGCCAGGCCAGGUGGAUCCCCUGUCCCAUUGUAAGGAGAAGGACGUUGACGAUUGCUGGUUCUACUUCACAUAUUCAGUGAAUGGGAACAAUGAGGCCACUGUUCAUGUUGUAGAGACUCCAGAGUGCCCCACUGGUCCAGACAUUAUCCCAAUUGUAGCAGGUGUGGUUGCUGGAAUUGUUCUUAUUGGCCUUGCAUUGCUGCUGAUUUGGAAGCUUUUAAUGAUCAUUCAUGACAGAAGGGAAUUUGCCAAAUUUGAAAAGGAAAAAAUGAAUGCCAAAUGGGACACGGGUGAAAAUCCUAUUUAUAAGAGUGCUGUGACAACUGUUGUCAAUCCGAAGUAUGAGGGAAAAUGAGCGCUGCCAGUGCGUAUCCACAGCACUGAGUGCGAAGUAGUAACUCCACACCCACAGUAAGGUAGUUUCAGGGCAGUGUUGCUGUGGUUCUCUCUUGGGCAGGUUCUGAAAAUGUACAAUAUGUAUAAUUUGAAAAUUUUUUUAUUAUUUUGAAGAUAAUGUUAUAAUCAAUGCCAGGGACUGACAGAAGACUUGAGACAGGAUGGUUAUCCUUAUCAUCUAAGGUUGCAUUGUGCCUUUUUGACCUUUUCCUCCUGGACUGUUGAAAUCCAGCUCUUAGUGGAUUAAGCGAUAUUUCUAGAGUGAUUGAAAGGGCAGUAGUUAAAGUAAUGAGUAUGAUGAGAGUUUCUCUUAAUCAAGUAUUAAAACUGAUUUCUUGCUUUGCAGAUAUGUCACUUUUCAGUUAUACAGAAUCCAAAGUGAAUGUCCUUCUAGCUAGUUUAGAAUUGUUUUAAAUUGUUAUUUUGUUAUUUUCCUUAUUAGACAUGACUGAUAACAUGAUGUAUCUGAAAGAUGAGUAUGUUGGGAGUUGCUUGUGUAAAAUAAUGAAAUGUUUGAUCUACAAAGGCCAUGGGAAAAGUCAGAGAGUUAGGAAGGGAGAACAUAGCUUUAAAACCUGUGUGCCAUUUCAAGAGUUACUUAAUCUUGGUAACUUUUAUGCCUUCUUUUUUUUAAAUUCAAGCCUUGUUUAAAAGUAUUGGGGAAUUUUCUGCAAAAAAAAGUCCUUGAUUUAUAUAAAGGCCUUAAUUUACAUAGUAUUUGCUGAAUUGGGGACCUCUGGGUGAAUUUAUUUUAUUUUAUUCAUUUUAUUUUGUUUAAAGCCUGGUGCUUUUUAUCACCUCUUCUAAUCUUUUAAUGUAUUUGUUUGCAAUUUUGGGUAAGACUUUUGUUAUCAGUACUUUUUCAUUGAUGUUUUAGCUGUACAUUUGCCUUUUUAAUGACCAUGUGAAAUUGUACUAUGGCUUAUGCAACAGCCAUCAGUUAAGCAAUUCUUAAUUUCAAUUAGUGAUGUAACAGACCACUGUAUAUUUACUUCUCACUGUUUGAAUUUCCUGUUUGGUUUCAUACUAGCCACAUUCUAUUUUAAGUGCCUUUUAAUUUUAACAGUUCACUUUUUACAAUGCUAUUUACUGAAGUUAUUUAUUAAAUAAAAAUGCCUAAAAUAUUUAAAUUGCAUGUUUGGGUU